Molecule: messenger RNA, 1658 nt
Organism: Tigriopus californicus
Lineage: Eukaryota; Metazoa; Arthropoda; Copepoda; Harpacticoida; Harpacticidae
Product: leukocyte elastase inhibitor-like
Exons: 2
Coding region: 77-1483 (468 amino acids)
Molecular function (GO): serine-type endopeptidase inhibitor activity
Source: RefSeq, a predicted model, not a curated record
UGGAAAUCGCCGUGAGAUUAGUCACCAAAACAUUGUCAAAAGAACAAGGAGGAAACGACCAAACUUACAUCGAUAAAUGAUAAAAAGUGAACAAGUGAGAAUUGACGUGAGCUCUCUAAGAUUUAACGAAAUGAAGAUCGGUUUGCUGUUCAUCUUGGCCCUAGUUCUGGACGGAGCGCGACUAAACCAGGCUCUCGAAGAUACCGAAGCUGAUGAAGAUGGACUUACUCUGGAGGAGUUCUUUGAGAUGACUGAGUUCGAAGAUGACCAUCACCAGACUCAGAAGUCAGAAGAUUCGCCGCAGAUCGCCACACCCUCCACCAGUUCGGCAACCAUGGCUUUGAAGCAUGAAGGAGCCGUCAAGACCCUGGCCCAAGCCAACGAUGCCUUCAAGGCCAAGUUGUACCCGUUGCUGGUCCAGACGGCGGGUCAGGACCAGAAUAUGGUCAUGAGCGGCUUCAGUGCCUCGGCUGUGUUGGCUAUGGCUUUCAUGGGAGCCACGGGUCAGACGGCCAGCCAGUUGCAGACGGGCUUGGCCUUGCCUGAAGACCAGGAGCCCCUUCGAGCUGGAUUCGAGGAGCUCUUUGAGGUCUUGAAAUCGAAUGAAAACUUCACCAUGGAAGCGGCCAAUCGCUUGUAUGUCCACCAGAACUAUGAGCUCCUGGGGGACUUCCUCAAGGCCACUCUGGCUCAUUUUAAGGCCGAGACGGAGAACGUGGACUUCAGCCAGGAGGCCAAAGCCCGUCAAACCAUCAAUGAUUGGGUGUCCGAGCGGACUCACGAUAAAAUCAAGGACCUUAUUCCCGAAGGCGUCCUCAGCGAUCUGACCCGUUUGGUGUUGGUCAAUGCCGUCUAUUUCAAGGGAUUGUGGGCCAACAAGUUCGAUGCCAAGCAUACCAGCGAGGGCGACUUCCAGCUCCUCAACGGCGAGACGGUCAAGGUGCCGAUGAUGAAGAUCUCGGAAAAGUUCCGUGCCAUCAUGAACAAGGAUUUGAACGCCACCAUUUUAGAGAUGCCCUACAAGGGCGAUCGAUUGGCCAUGCUCAUUUUCCUGCCCCGCAAGGCCGACGGAUUCCAAGCCCUAGAAGAGAAGUUCCCCUCGCUCGACUUGACCCAACUCAACUUAUCCCAACCCAACAAGUUCGACGUGGCUUUGCCCAAGUUCAAGUUCGAGAGCACCCACGAUCUGGUCUCACCCUUGAAGGCCAUGGGGAUCCAAGACAUGUUCGACAAGAGCCAGGCCGAUUUUUCCGGGAUCUCGGCCCAGAAGGAUCUGUACGUGUCGGCUGUCAUGCAAAAGGCAUUUAUUGAGGUCAACGAAGAGGGCACGGAGGCGGCUGCCGCCACGUCGGCCAUCAUGAUGACCCGAGCCAUGAUCAUGACCCCUCGAUUUGUCUGUGAUCGUCCAUUCUUGUUCGCCAUUCGCGAUAACCUAACCGGGAUGACCCUGUUCUCGGGUCGAGUCAUGGACCCGUCCAAGUGAGGCAGGAAGAAGCUCUUUGAAGGAAGCUCUUUGUAUUAUGUCUGUAUGAAACCCACCCAGAGUGUGCUUAACCUGCGCGUGUACCUACUACGCCUUACUUAAAUUGAAAUCCAAAUGUGUGGAAAUUUGAAUAACAUCACUACUUCCUCUCAUGGUGGUGAGGAUAUGAGUCAAA